AUGAAUAAGAGAGAUUGGUCAUUCAUGACAAUUCAAAGAAAUGCCAGCUCAGAUAAUAUGGAAUUCCACAUGAAAAAUGGAAUGAGACAUUCCAAAUAUAAGCCAGCAGACUAUCAGCAGUUGUAUGCCUUAACUGAAGCCAAAAAGUUAGCUUCUGCUUCCACAGAGCUGAAGAUAAGAAAAGCUAUGGAAACAUCAAAGAUGUCUAAAGAACACAUGCUGAUCAAACAACACAAGCAAGUGUGGUGGCAGGUACAGGACCGGCUGAAGGAAAACAGAUGUAAAUUGGAGUCUGAAAUGAAAUAUUUUCUCAAUGAAGAGAACAUUGGAAAUGAAUGUCUUUGUGAACUUAGGAAUUUUGAGCAAGAGCUAUCAGAACAAUGGAGCUCAUACCUUAAAAAUGUGAUCGAUCCCAUUCAUCAGCUGAGAGCAGACCUGAAACACAGACAGCACCACACUUCCCAGCAUGCACCUCACCAUACGGAGUCUAACUCAGCAGUGCUGAAGGAGGUUGAUUCUGUGAAGAAAGAGUUGAAAGCUGUCUUUGAAAGUCUUAAUCUGGAGCAACAGAGAAUAGAAAACCACCUUUCAGACUGGAGUGUGAAAUUGCUAGAAUAUUCUUCAGAUGAAAAAGCUAACCUGCUUAGUGAACUGCCCAUAGAGUUAGAAACUUUGGAAUGUCCGUAUCCUGAUCUGAAAUCGUCAAUCCUUAUUGAGUUCUGUAACUUUAUGGAGAAAUAUCAAAAGAAACUUGAAGAUUUUGAUCUUCAGUUAGAAGAUAUACACAGAAACUUGCAACUAAGUGAAGAAGACCACUGGAUUUACCAGACUGUUUUAGAUCAGUAUUCUGGAAAUCUCCUUGGCAGAAGGACUCUGUAUUUGGACAUGUUACAAAGAUAUUUUCCCCACAAAUCUAGACAUGAUUUGGUAGAACAUGAGAAAUAUUGUGACCGAUAUCGUUUUACUAGAGAGCAGCGAAAAGUCCUGAUAGAAAAUUGGAAUAAGAGCAAGAAGGACUUUAUACAGCAGGCUGUGCUCACUCUCCUUGAGGCCUGUGCAGCUCAUGAAAUGGAGAGCACACUGGCUAAGGACAGGAAAAGGCAACAAGAACUGUGUGCUGCUCUGAAAGCCAAGGUUUCUCGGUGGCGAGCCCACCAGGAAGAGCUAGCAAGACUGGAAAUGGAAAUUGCUGCCAGAAGAAAAGAAAAGAAAGAGGAGAAGGCAGCACUGUGGAAAAAGAAGGAACUGCUGCAAAGAGAGGAGAAGAAGGAAAUGAUAAGAAAACACUGGAUUCAGAAACAACAGAAGUGGCAAGAAAUGGAAAUGAGAGAUCUUCAGCGUCUAGAAGAACUGAAGAAAUUGAUGGCUGAACAGUCAAUAAAAGACAGAGAAAGGGUUAAAUAUAGACAGAAAUUAUUGGAGAAGCGUCUGAUGGAGAAAAAAGAAGUGGCCCUUCAAGAAGCACACAAAGAGGAAGAGAGAGAGAGGCGGCUAGAAGCCCUGCGGAAACAGGUUGCUGUUGUCACUCCAUUUGAUCCAGUUCGAAUGAUGUCAGAUACAAUGGCGUGGAAAGCUAGGGUGGGCAUGGAAAUGAAAGAAGAAUUUAUUCUUAAAAAGCCACUGUUCACAUUGACUACAUACAAUGAGCAACAGAUAAUUUCUGACCCCAGGCUUCGCUUUGAGUUAGCACUUCGAGAAGCUGGACUUCAUAAGACAUUGUAUGCUAAAGAGAUGUUACCAAAAAUCUGUCCUCAGAAACUUCCAAGAAAGGACACGGAGUCAACUGUAUUUAAAUCCUAGAGCUCAUAUGUAAACACACACACACACACACAUACACACACACACACACACACACACACACAUAUAUAAAUGAUUACCACUUCUAAAGGUUUAAAAAAUGCCAGGCAUAGAAAUCAUAGCAUUCUAUUAAACAAUUUUGUCUUUUUUAUGAUUUUUUAUGAAUUAUUUCAUUUAUCUUUAAGUUGCAUUUAUUAUUACCCAAUUUGCCAGGAUUAAGGGCUUUUGUUAUAUAUACUGUCAUUUAGUAAACUGUAUUUGGAAAUUGUUUAGCCUAUGAAAAGUAGCUCAAGAUAACCGUUUGUGAGAAAUAUAAAUUACACAGCUGACAUUCAUUUCUACUUGUUAUUUUGCCAUCUGACUUUUAAUUAUGGGAGCUUCAUUAUCAUUAAUACUUCUAUUAUUUUUUGAUCAUUAGAAAGUUCAACCUUUCUCUAAAUUUAGAAACCAAUUUGGUACAUCAUGUUUACUGCAAACCAAUCAUCCGAACAAUCUCACUUUGCAAAUUUGCCUUAAGAAUACAUUAGAAUUAAUGUUCCAAGCAUGGGACUACCUAUUUUGGCUUUGGGGAAAAUGUCUGCAGGUUUAUCUAGAAGGAAUUCUUAAAAUUUUAUGAUACCCAAAAUGCUGUCAAAAGUUCCAAACUAAGAAAAAAAAAUCUAGAUGAUUUUCUGGAAAAGGAGUAUUCAAAUGAAGCCCAAACAUAUAUUUUUGGCUAUUUCUGAAAAACGGGUAAAUCCUGUUGUUAAAAUUUGCUGGUUGCCAACAGUAUUAAGAAGUCUGUCCACUUUUUUUUCUGUAUUGCCGUUCCCUGUUUUUCCCACCCGCCUCUA
Messenger RNA from Nannospalax galili (Upper Galilee mountains blind mole rat), 2630 nucleotides. It is a transcript of the gene Ccdc148, whose product is annotated as coiled-coil domain containing 148. The transcript is spliced from 14 exons. The record is from RefSeq and is a predicted model, not a curated record. Lineage: Eukaryota; Metazoa; Chordata; Mammalia; Rodentia; Spalacidae. Bases 1 to 1800 code for a protein of 599 amino acids.